This is a messenger RNA of Erpetoichthys calabaricus (reedfish), 2184 nucleotides long. It is a transcript of the gene srsf10a, whose product is annotated as serine and arginine rich splicing factor 10a. Gene Ontology annotation, molecular function: RNA binding. The transcript has 6 exons. The coding region runs from base 586 to 1227 and encodes 213 amino acids. The record is from RefSeq and is a predicted model, not a curated record. Lineage: Eukaryota; Metazoa; Chordata; Cladistia; Polypteriformes; Polypteridae.
UCCCGCGGAUUGUUGCACGGCGGUUGUUUCGGCGCCAGCUUGCACGUAGAACUUGGGACGGUUUUGUGUUCAAAGAAAUCAUAAUGGCCCGCUACCUUCGGCCUCCUAAUACCUCACUUUUUAUUCGGAAUGUUUCUGAUGAAUCAAGGUGGCUGUUACAUCUGCAAAAGACAUGAUUUCACUAUGUGUGUGAUUUUUUUCAAGGAUUCACAAGUAAAGCAACACAAAUUCUGUCUCCUAAUUUAAGUUUCUUCUGUUGUUGCCCCAGACUAUAUAAAGCGAUACAGUUCUGGAGACCCCACAGAGAAAUUAAAGAGCCUUUUAGAGUAGAUUCCAAGAAUUAACACAAGCAGACAAGCCAAAGACCUCUUAAGGAUCAGGCCUCAAGAAAAGAGAAAGGGAAAGUUUGAAAAUAAAGAGAAUUUAAAGCUUGAAGAGACAAAGAGGAAAAUGAAACCAAAAUGGGAGCCAAGGCUUCAAAUUGUCUGCAAAAGAGAAAAAAAGAUUAUCAGUCAAGCCACAAACCAAGUUCUUCUGGAAAGCGUUUUAAAGAGUUAAAGGUCAAGAUGAAGUUGAAAGUCAAGCAUGUUUAAGGUAACAAGCCUAAUUUUCAUAUUUGAAGAUGUUCGGGAUGCAGAAGAUGCACUUCAUAACUUGGACAGGAAGUGGGUCUGUGGUCGUCAAAUUGAGAUCCAGUUUGCACAAGGUGAUAGAAAGACUCCUGGUCAAAUGAAGUCAAAAGAAAGACGAUCACCUCGUAAUUUUACUCGCUACAAUGACUACGACAGAGAUAAUAGACGCAGAAGGUCUCGUAGUAGAAGCUAUGAACGGAGACGGUCAAGGAGCCACUCUUUAGAAAGGCGACCAAGGAGGUCUGACAAUUUCAGAAGAUCACGCAGUAGGUCCUAUGGGAAGCGCAGGCGAAGCAGGAGUCAUGAAAAUGAAAGGUACAGGCGUCGCAAUCCAUCAUUCAGCAAAUCAAAGUCUAGGUCUAAAUCUAAUUCUCGAUCUAGAUCAAAACCCAACAAGGAUUCCAAAGCCAGGUCAAGGUCCAAGUCUGUGUCACCACCUAUGGAGGAUUUCCGUGUAUCAUCAAAAUCACGAUCACGGUCUAAAUCUCUCAAAGGUUCCAGAAUGCGGUCUCCAUCAGGAUCACGGUCGAGAUCUCAGUCAAGAUCUCGUUCCAGGUCAAGGUCAUGGGCUGGGCGUAAAUCGGGUGGUCAUUAGCUAUGUCUUCUGUGUAUUGUCAGGUGCAUGAGUGUUUUUGUUUUUCAUUUUCCAUGAAACAGCCUUGAGGUGGGGCAUUUAAAUGUUUGUGAUUUUAUUUCCUUUUUUUUUUUUUUUAAUCAAUGUUAAAUUCUUGCCAUAUGCUGGUGAAGUAUUAAACUAACAUUUAUAUUUUGAGACUUCUCUUGUGCUUUGUCUUCAGAUAUCCAGUACCAAUGUAAAAUAGUACGUUUACAAACAAGGUUCAGUAUUUUGGGUUUGUUAAAUUUAUAUUAUCCUUGUCUUGUAGCUUGAGUAUCAGUCCUAUUUGCUUUGCUGUUAAUCACCUGAGCAAUUUUGUGCGUUUUUUAAUUCCUCAUAAAAACUAUAAACAGGUGUCUUCCAGUGAAAUAUACAGACAACAUUUGUGGUCACAAGUUUAUGAAUUUUUUUUUUCCUCUUUUUUUACUUUGAUAUUUUGUAAAUAGAUCUGGAGUGGUGGUACAUUGUUUUCUUUAUUUUAAUAAAUUUGUAUGCUUUUCUUUAAAUAAAACGUGUAGCAGACAGUUACUACUUUCUCCUUUGUAAACUUGCACAGCAGAGGUCACUAAGGAAAUUAUGUAUUUUUAAAAAUGUAAAAAGUUUUGAUAACUUGCAUUAAAUGGAAAGCAUGCCACCCUUUUAAAACUAAUAACAAACGGUUGGUAAUGCAUUCUGUUAAAGUGUAUAUAUAUAUAUAUAUAUAACUGGUACGUUUUUAUUUUUACACUCUUAGUAACCGAUUCCUUGCUGUGAGUUCAAGUGUGUUGUGUUUUUUGUGUCUUGAUGUGCAAGUGCUUCACAUUGGUAGGUUCUGUGUCAGUGCAGUCUUUCAUUAGAAAGGCAUUUUUCAAAUGGGCACGGUCUUCAUUGAAAGACUCAAGUAUCUUAAGUAGUUAACUUGCCCAGUUGUACCUAUUUUGAGAAAGUUUCAUAUAA